GAAGCAAUAAUGUCUGUCUUGGAUCACAAAAACAUUGACAAAGAUGUUCCAUACUUCAAGUCCAAUGUCAGCACCAUGGAAAAUAUUGCAGUGUUUAUUUGGGAUAAUAUGAAAAAGAAUCUGGGCAAUCUUCUAUACGAAAUCAAGCUCCAUGAAACGGACAAAAACGUGACCUGGUACCGUGGAGAGAAGUCAGUGGUGGGAAAGUGAAUUUCAACUUGUUGUUCUUGUAUCAUAGAUUUUGUUUCAUGUACAGAACAUUUUGCCAAUAAGAGCAUUGUUGUCCUAGUCCAAACAUGUUGCUGUGAAUCGAGAUUCUUAUUUACAUGUGAGAUUUUCAUUAAUGAAAUUGUGAUUUAUCCUUUAUUUACAACAUUCCAUGGUGAAAAAAAAUUAUUCUCAUUUUGAGUACUGUAUUUGCUCAUGUUGGUACUUAAAAGUACUAAACCACUACCACUGAGUUCAUCAACUUGUGAAUGGUUGGGAAUGUGAUUAUUAAAAUAAUUUCAUUAGUUGGAGCCAAAUAAUCUCCUAUUUAAAACCAGUGUACAAAAUUUUUUUGUCGUUGUUGUCCGUCCAGCAGCCUGUGAGAGUUUGCUGUGUGGCCCAGUGCCAGCCAUGUUGUUGAAGGCAGGAGUUUUGAUAGUACUGGAUGGCCAUUGGCGGGUUGUAUUGGGCCGGGUCGGGUUGAUUAAUAGCAGCUUUAGUGCAUGCUACAAAUAGACCCCUCCCUUUUUGUGUCAAAAUUGACCCAGAAGUUAAAGAAGAGAAAACUUUGACCACUCACAACAGACAUUUCCAUAAGUAAUGACUUUAAAUGCUGACUGCGACACAUCAUGGUUGCUGUGUUGAAAGGUUCUUGAAUCCCACAGACAUUGGAAAUGUCAAUAGCUUUCUAGUUUUAUCAGUCUCAGUCCUUCCAAAUCUACACUGUUCAUUACUGUAUUCCGUGCGCAAAAAAA
This is a messenger RNA of Aplysia californica (California sea hare), 962 nucleotides long. Its product is annotated as 6-pyruvoyl tetrahydrobiopterin synthase. Lineage: Eukaryota; Metazoa; Mollusca; Gastropoda; Aplysiida; Aplysiidae. The record is from RefSeq and is a predicted model, not a curated record. Gene Ontology annotation, cellular component: mitochondrion.